AUGGAUAUUGGAAGCUCUUAUGGCCUCAGUGGGCCAAGUAUUACCAUAAGAGAGCUUACCAAGGAUCGUAUUAACUUUAUUUUAAGCGACACCGAUUUGAGUGUUGCAAAUGCACUUCGUCGAGUUAUGAUUGCAGAAGUACCCACAGUUGCUAUUGACAUGGUAGAAAUUGAAACGAAUACAACUGUACUGGCUGAUGAAUUCAUCGCUCAUCGACUUGGAAUGGUUCCUAUUGAUAGUAGAGAUGUGGAUAAAUUACGAUAUACUAGAGAUUGUACUUGUUCUCAAUACUGCCCAGAGUGUUCUGUAGAAUUAACAUUGCAUGUCAAAUGCACUGAUGAUAGAACCAAGGACGUAACAACACGAGAUCUUAUAUCAACAAACCCUUCAUUCACACCAGUACUCCAAGACAAGGACGAUUCUGGUGUACUCUUAGUCAAGCUACGUAAAGGUCACGAAUUGAAGUUGAAGUGUAUUGCAAAAAAAGGUGUGGCGAAGGAACAUGCCAAGUGGAGUCCAGUGAGUGGUGUUGCCUUUGAAUAUGAUCCUUAUAAUAAAUUGAGACAUACAACAUAUUGGUUUGAAGAAACAGAAGAAGAAUGGCCAUUAAGUAAAAAUGCACAAUAUGAAGCACCUCCUGAUAAAGAUGCGCCUUUCGAUUACAAUGCAAAACCUGAUAAAUUUUACUUUGAAGCAGAGACCGUCGGUUCCUUAGCACCAGAAGAAGUGGUAACGAUGGCAAUGAAAACACUAGUCGAUAAAUUGGCUUAUGUACAAAUGCAAAUACAAGAAGAAGUAGAAAUGAAGGAACAAGAAAAUCCAAAUGCUUGGAAUAAUUAUUAA
Messenger RNA from Rhizopus microsporus ATCC 52813, 843 nucleotides. Its product is annotated as insert subdomain of RNA polymerase alpha subunit. The record is from RefSeq and is a predicted model, not a curated record. Gene Ontology annotation, biological process: DNA-templated transcription. The coding region runs from base 1 to 843 and encodes 280 amino acids. Gene Ontology annotation, molecular function: protein dimerization activity; DNA-directed RNA polymerase activity; DNA binding. The transcript is spliced from 9 exons. Lineage: Eukaryota; Fungi; Mucoromycota; Mucoromycetes; Mucorales; Rhizopodaceae. Gene Ontology annotation, cellular component: RNA polymerase II, core complex.